AUGCUCGAACUUCUCGUUGCCCAGAUGACCCCCGUCAAGGCAUCCGUCUGCCUCGCGGGGAUCUUCAUCCUUGCGUGUCUCCUUCGCAAACUGCAAGUAUCUCGAGAGAUCUCCCGUCUGGGUGCAAGGGCGCCUCGCGUCCGAUUUCGAUUGCCAUACGCAAUUGACCAUAUCUACAACUCUAUUGUAGCAAACCGCAACUGUCAGGACUUCACCUUUUGGCAGGCUGUCAUUGCAAACGCCAAAGGCGCCUCGACAAUCCAUCAUCCCCAAACCGCCGAACUAGAUGCUGGCAUCUCGAACCGGACCAUUAUCACCACGGACCCCGACAACAUCCGAGCCCUACUUACCGGCCAGUUCGCGGACUUUGGCAAAGGCGAGGAUUUCCACCGCGACUGGAAAGAGUUCCUAGGCGAUAGUAUCUUCGUCACUGACGGCGAACUCUGGUCCACCUCGCGACACCUCAUCCGGCCCAUGUUCACCAGGGACCGUAUUGUGGAUACGGAACUCUUCGAGAAGCACAUCCAGCAUCUCAUUCCUCUUCUCGCCGGGACCCCUGACAAAAAGGCCGUCGGCAUCACGCCGUUGUUCCUGCGCUACACCCUCGACGCAGCGACAGACUACCUUCUCGGCGAGGGCACCAACAGCCUACAGAACCCGGCCACCGCGUUCGCCGAAGCCUUCAAAUACGUGCAGCAUCGUCAGGGCGAGAUCUUCCGCUAUGGGCCCUUCAACUUCUUCCUCUCCCGGACCCAAUUCCGCCAAAACCUCCAAACCAUGAACAACUUCAUCCAACCCUACAUCGACCGAGUCCUCUCCCUCCCCCCCACCAACAACAACCACCCCUCCAACUCCAACCCCAAACCCAACACCUUCCUCGACGCCCUCUCCCACUUCACCCGGGACUCUCGGGUCCUCCGCGACCAACUAAUCUCCAUUCUCCUCGCUGGUCGGGACACCACGGCAAUCACCCUCUCCUUCUGCCUAUACGAACUCUCCCGCAACCCCACCGUGGUAACUCACCUCCGCACCGAGAUCUCCACCCGAUUAGGCCUCGGCCCCUCCUGCCAGAAACCCACCUACACUGACCUCAAAGAAAUGAAAUACCUCACCGCCAUCCUCAACGAAACCACCCGUCUCUACCCUGUCGUGCCCUUCAACGUCCGCUAUGCCCUCACCCACACUACCCUCCCCACCGGCGGCGGCGCCACGGGUAGCGAGCCGAUCGGAAUCCGUCCCAACACGAGGAUCGUCUACAGUACGAUGCUCAUGCAGCGUGACCCCGCACAUUACCCGCCUCCCGGAUCAAAAGGAUACUUUGAUCCUGGGAAAUGGAUCCCCGAGCGCUGGAUGGGUGAGUGGACGCCGAAGCCGUGGCGCUUUUUGCCGUUUAAUGGCGGGCCCAGGAUUUGUUUGGGGCAGCAGUUUGCGUUGGUCGAGAUGGGGUAUACCCUUGUGAGGAUUUUGCAGGUUUAUGGGAGUUUGAGGGCUGAGGGGGAAGAUGGGGUGGAGGUGGGAGGGGAUCCGAGGUUGAGGUUUGAGAUUACCCUCAAUCCCGGGUGUGAGUUGAAUUGUGUAUUUGAGAAGGAUGGUGGGGAUGGAUGGGGAUGGGGAUGGGGAUGA
Molecule: messenger RNA, 1623 nt
Organism: Aspergillus sclerotioniger CBS 115572
Lineage: Eukaryota; Fungi; Ascomycota; Eurotiomycetes; Eurotiales; Aspergillaceae
Product: cytochrome P450
Exons: 3
Coding region: 1-1623 (540 amino acids)
Molecular function (GO): iron ion binding; monooxygenase activity; oxidoreductase activity, acting on paired donors, with incorporation or reduction of molecular oxygen
Source: RefSeq, a predicted model, not a curated record